This is a messenger RNA of Aspergillus fijiensis CBS 313.89, 860 nucleotides long. RefSeq lists its product as uncharacterized. Bases 165 to 722 code for a protein of 185 amino acids. NCBI's taxonomy places the organism in Eukaryota, Fungi, Ascomycota, Eurotiomycetes, Eurotiales, Aspergillaceae. The transcript has 2 exons. The record is from RefSeq and is a predicted model, not a curated record.
AUUUCCCUCUCUCUUAUUUUGAUUUCCCACCUUAGCUUGAUCCUUAGAUUGUACUGUAUCUCAACCCUGUGCCUUUGGACUGUGCUGGACCCCGAACAACAUUCCUAAUUCAUCAUCCUUUUUCUAUUACCUGUUACUGUGAUCUUGUGCUCUUGUGCUCAAGAAUGAAAACUAUCGACGACACCGCCCGCGACCUCGGCUGCGUGCCCCCCCACGAAGAAGACCUCCUCGAACGCCAACGACAAGAGCGAGAACGCGAGCUGCAGCUGCCAGCCCAAACCCAAACCCAAACGCUAGAGCAGCAGCCGCAGCCGCAGCAUACCCCCUCCGACCCGACCUCUAUCACCUCAACCACGUCCACGACGACAAACACAUCCACAUCCACGUCCUCGUCCUCGGGAAUCCUCCCGCCCCCCGAGAAAAUCACCGAGGUGGCCAGUACCUCGAUGCAGGAGGUGCGGACGAUGCUGAACGCGGCGUACGAGAGCGAGCUGGUCGGGAAGGCGAUGCAGCGGGUACGCGAGUAUGUGCCUGGGUUAGCCGGGGGUGCGGGUGAGGGGGAUGGCGAGGAGGACCGAGGCGCCGCCGACCCCGAGGAGAUGCGCCGGAUCGACGCGCUGGAGAAGGAACGGAUCGUGGAGUUUCUGCAGGAAAGGACGCGGACGAAGACGGAUCUGGAGAAGAAGUACCACCGUAAGGAGCAGCCGCCGCCGCGGCAGUAGCCGUGAUUGUCACGGGUCCAUUGUUUUGCAUUCAAGAAGUUAAUUGAUUGAUCGCGCUUAAGCCUGUUUUCUUUGUCUUUGCUGUGUGUUGUGUACAGAUCAAUGGGAUUGUGAUGAAUAUCGACCCCCCGCUUUUAC